This is a messenger RNA of Bombyx mori (domestic silkworm), 4314 nucleotides long. RefSeq names its product apoptosis-stimulating of p53 protein 1 (gene ASPP). Lineage: Eukaryota; Metazoa; Arthropoda; Insecta; Lepidoptera; Bombycidae. The record is from RefSeq and is a predicted model, not a curated record. Bases 209 to 4003 code for a protein of 1264 amino acids. Gene Ontology annotation, molecular function: p53 binding. Gene Ontology annotation, cellular component: nucleus. Gene Ontology annotation, biological process: regulation of apoptotic process. The transcript is spliced from 15 exons.
AGUAGCUCGAAGCCUACGCUAGGGGGUGGGUGCGUGCUCAUCCGGUAUGCCGCAUUACGGCCCCUCACGAUACAUCCGCGUUACAUUUUAGUGAAGUUUUAUUUUCCUAGGACAUUUUUUCUUUUGGAUUUUACAUAUCUAAGUACACCAAAAAUGUGAGUGCUAAUUGUGAUAAGAGUUUCUAAGAAAAUAAAUGACGUAAUAUAAAAUGUUAGCUUGUGUUUCUCAACCUAUGGAGAAGGUGUUGCUAUUUAAAGAAGGACCACCCAUUGCCAUGGGACCGUUAGAAACCAGCAAAUUACGACAUAAUCACUCAGGCGCCAUGAAAUCCAUCAAACUCUUUCAAAAAUCAGACCGUCAACUCAGUGACGAAACAAAAGAUAGUUCUCCGUCACACACAUCAUCACCGUUACUCAUUAACGUUUCUGGAAGUCGUUUGAACCUAAGGAAAUUAGAAAACGAUAGUAAAGGAAAAUCGACAAAGAUUCUUGUUAACCCGGUUUGCUCAGACAGCGUCGGCAGUAGCGAUGACAGCAAUCGAUCUAAAAAUACAAACACCAAAUGGAACGUUAAGAAGAAACGUCUCAAGACUGAAAGUGUCAAGAUUCACAAAAAAAGCGAACGCAAAAGUGAUAAAGAUGAUCCAAUUAGUAAGGACGAAGCCAAGAAAGAUAAGAAAUCGAUAUCUUGUUUCAAAAUGAAAAGUUCCGAAGAUAAAUCACGUCUGGACGAAGAUCGAAGAUUCGGCAAAGAGAACUGUACAAACGAGAACGCUAGUAAUUUAAUGAGCUCAACGAAGCCCGACAUUAUUAAUCAUUCAAGGAAAAAUAGCAGAGAAAUCCUAGUCAAUGAAAGGACAAUGACAGAGCAGACGCUAUUAAAAACUGACCAAUUGAAGACAGGAAAGACUGAUAGUACUGUAGCAAUUAAGGAAAAUAAGUUGGGAGAAGGGGUGGAGUUGACGUUGGGCGAGCUGCGUGCGAUGGCGCUGCGCCAACAACAGCAGAUAGACACCCAGCACCAGCUGCUCUGCGCUAAGGAGCAGCGGCUGCGGUACCUCAAGCAGCAAGAAGCUAGGCAACAUCAGGUGGCCUUGGAGGGUGAGCGCCUACGGCGGCUACGAGAACGCGUAGAAGCUCAAGAGCAGAAGCUACGACGUCUACGAGCAUUGCGCGGACAGCUCGACAGAAACAAACAAGCUAACAUAGCUCUUACUAGUGACCUGGAGUCAAUACGAGCUCUCUUCAAUGAAAAAGAAAAGGAGUUGUCAUUGGCAGUGGCCAAAGUGGAAGAGCUGACAAGACAGCUAGAAGAACUGAGAAGAGGUAGAGUCCAGCCGGCACCACCUUCCGCACAUGAAUUGGAUAAGUUGAGGCGGGAACUUAUGUACCGGAACAAGCUGAAUGAACAGCAAAACGGCAGACUGUCGGCUCAAAGGGCAGCGCUUGGGGCGCGACAAGAAGAAAUGCGAAGUAUCGAUCGACGAGUUUCCGAGCUUCAGGCGCGAUUGCUGAGGAAGAGAGCGCUCAACCGACAGCUAGCUGCGGCACACCGUCAGCCCCAACCGCCGAGCAGAAUAAAUAAUCCUGCACCUAUGCAGCAGCUUCCUAGCUACUCUGCAGGCAACACAGCGGUGACCGGUCAGUCAAAGAACCAGCAGGCGAGAGGCAAUGUUGCCGCUGUGGAACCUUACAACCACGUCCCACACGCGCAAAGCGUCAGCCAUAAUUCUAACUUUCAGGCCAUGAAGCAGAAUGUUAAACAAAACAAUGUGCCAUUGAAACAGCUCACACAGAGCGAUAACAUUCAAAGCCAUAUCACGCAAGAAGCCCACUUCAUGCAGCAAAAACAAAUGUUAAAUCCCGUGUACAAUGGUUACACACAAACACAAAUGCAAGAGAACCAAUAUCAGAACCAAUAUCCCGUUAAACAUGAAAAUUUUCACGUGCAACAAGGUAUAAGUAAUGUUUACGAGCAAAAACUAGACAAGUAUCAAGAUUAUCUGAAGCCACAGUAUAGUCCAAACAGUACGAGUAGCUCUAACAGCAAUCAGACUGGAAAAGAACUAAAGAUUAACGAACAAGAAUUCUUACCUGAAUUCGCUGCGAGCAAGAAUGACCCCAAAUAUCAAACUUUGCCAUACAACACGAAAUUUCCACAGAGCAACAACAAGAAACAAGAUAUUAAAAACAAUGACAAUAACCAGGACCCUAAAAUUAACGUAAACCACAUGACCGUGCAUUCCACACCCUUGUCAGUUGUAAACAAAAGCCUUGCUACCCCUCUAAGUCAAACUGAAACAUAUCAGCAAGAAAAUACAUAUCAGCUACAAAAAUCAGAUUCUUCAAGUAGAUGUAACCAAGAAGGUAAAGAGAAUCAUGCAUAUCCACCGAAUAGGCUAAGUCAAACCAGUCAAAAUGAUGCGAAAGUUAACGGGAAAACCCAACAGAAUAGCUCUUUGAAAGGUAGCUCUCCCAGUUUGGGUUCCAGCACAGCCAGCAGCUCCAUUGGAUUCGGUAAGCCUGUGUCGAGUGUAGCACCUACAUCAGUGCAAGUGUCGAGCGGCAAACCAUCACCCAUUUACCAAACAUCAUCCACUAAGAUCCAACCUGUCCAGCCACAAACUGUUCAAACGCAGACCAUCACGAAUCACGUAUCUAGUAAUGUGACCUCCCAACCCCAGAUUGUUAGGAACACCGCAUCAGGGUUGUCGACGAGUGCUGGAAGUAACUUCAGCGGUCAGAACGCAUCUUCCCAGAGCAUAUUGCUGUCUCCACCGCAGAGUGCCAGCACACCGCUCUCUACACCCGACGUCAGUACUGACAAAUCGCCUAAGCCAGCUCUACCUCCAAAACCAACAAUUAAGACCCCACCAAGACAAUCGGUGAAUAAUGAAACGAAUUUCAAUCAACCAGAGACCAUGCCCACCAUACCCAUACCAGAAUCGUCCACCGACACUGAUCAAACGUCCAGUCAAAAAGAAUCGAGUAACGGCAGCAACGAUAUGAUAAUAAAAGCCCGCCCGUUGACGAUUCGAAAGCCACCGAUGAGCGAACAACCUAAACUACGAAAUUUAAAUCCCAAAAACGGCAUAAGCGUCAGCAUUAACCGUCGCAUCGAAAUGCCGCCGGCCUUCUUGUUCCCCGAAAUGGAUCACUUGAACAUCGACACCGAAAACGGCCUAAAAGAGAAAACGAAACAGAAAGACGAAGUCGACAGAUCAGUUAGUGACAAAGAAGACAGUAAAGAUAACGUUAUAGUGUCCGAUAUUACAGAACAGAUCAGCUCGGUGGACUUGAACGGGCAAGACUCUUCGGAUAAUGUAUUGAGACGGGUUAAAAAGGGUAAUUUGAAGCAAGGCGGUAAGGCACCGCUGGCCAGACGGGUUAGCUUCGAUCCCCUCGCUCUACUGUUGGAUGCCAGUUUAGAAGGAGAGUUGGAAUUGGUUAAGAAAACGGCAACACAGGUGCAGAAUGCUAGCGCUGCAAACGACGAGGGGAUCACAGCUCUACAUAAUGCCAUAUGUGCUGGGCAUUUUGAAAUCGUCAAAUUCUUGGUAGAGUUGGGUUGUGACGUCAACGCUCAAGAUUCGGACGGUUGGACACCGUUGCAUUGCGCUGCGUCUUGUAACAACCUGGCUAUGGUUCGCUUCCUCGUUGAUAAUGGUGCAUGCAUAUUCGCCACGACGCUAUCUGAUCAUGAGACAGCGGCCGAAAAAUGCGAAGAAGAUGAGGAAGGAUUUGACGGAUGCUCAGAAUAUCUAUACAGCGUUCAAGAAAAACUCGGCAUAAUGAACAGUGGUCUCGUAUAUGCAGUUUUCUCAUACACGGCAGCUCGUAGCGACGAGUUGUCUUUCGAGACUGGAACGAGACUUCAAGUUUUGAGAAAGGGAGAUGACAACGAACGCGAAUGGUGGUGGUGUCGAGAUGAUAACGGACAGGAGGGUUACGUACCUAGAAACUUGCUGGGGUUAUAUCGACGAGUAACCCCACAGCAAGAAUAAAAUUAACUCACAUUUAUGACCUGAUUAUCUUGUAAAUACAACUAAGUAGGCUUUUUAAUUAUUAUUUUUUUGUAUUUAUAUCAACUGUAGCCUAAAUAUCCAAUAUUGUAUACAAUUUUAUGAGAUCUAAUAUUUUGUAAAUAUUUAACUGUUUUAGUUCAAAAAUGAGAUUAUAAUAUUGUACAUUUUAUAAAUAUUGUGAGUCAUCAUUGAUAUUGGUCAUAUAAUUUGUAUAUUGUAAUUAGAUGUCUGCGAAUGUUGUGAAAUAAUACACAUAAACUGACAAUACAAAUAAAUCAUGAAGAAUUAAA